Tinamus guttatus (white-throated tinamou) is the source of this 1502-nucleotide messenger RNA. Lineage: Eukaryota; Metazoa; Chordata; Aves; Tinamiformes; Tinamidae. The record is from RefSeq and is a predicted model, not a curated record.
AUGGGCUACGGCAGCAGAGCUCUGACUUUACUGCAGAUGUACUAUGAAGGAAAAUUCCCUUGUUUGGAAGAAAAAACAAUUCAGAAACCCAAAGAAAUUGCAACUGUGAGCAGUGAGGCUGUUAGUUUGUUAGAAGAGGUUGUGACACCUCGAAAAGACUUGCCUCCUUUGCUUCUCAAACUCAGUGAGAGACAAGCUGAGAGCCUAGACUAUCUAGGUGUAUCUUACGGUCUAACACCAAGAUUACUGAAGUUUUGGAAGCGUGCUGGAUUUGUGCCAGUUUAUCUAAGACAGACACCAAAUGACCUGACUGGUGAGCAUUCAUGCAUCAUGCUGAAGAUGCUGAAUGAAGAGGACAGUGAGCAGGAGCCUUGGCUUACUGCCUUCUGGAAAGAUUUUAGGAGGAGGUUCCUUUCUCUCCUUUCCUACCAAUUCAGCACGUUCUCUCCUUCGUUGGCAUUAAAUAUUCUACAGAACAAAAAUAUCAAACAGCAGUCACAAACCUCCAUCAGCCGUGCUGAAUUAGAAGCCGUUUUCAUCCCCUAUGACCUGAAGAGGUUAGAGAUGUACUCCCGCAAUAUGGUGGACUACCAUCUGAUCAUGGAUAUGGUGCCUGCUGUUGCCAGGAUGUUUUUUCUCAGCCAGCUGGGUGAUAUUUCUCUUUCUGCUGCCCAGUCGGCCCUUCUUCUAGGGAUUGGCCUACAGCAUAAAUCUCUGGACCAGCUGGAAAAGGAGGUAGAACUGCCCAGCAGUCAACUGAUGGGCCUCUUCAACAGGAUCAUCCGCAAAGUAGUCCAGUUAUUCAACACGGUCCAGGAAAAGGCUGUGGAGGAGCAGAUGGUAGCAACAAAGGAUAUUGUAAUGGAGCCAACACUGAAAUCUUUAAAUGAUGAUCUGGAAGAAGCCGCAAAGGAAUUCGAAGAAAAACACAAGCAAGAAGUGGGGAGGCUGAAGGAAAUGGACCUUUCACAAUAUAUUAUCCGGGGUGACGACGAAGAAUGGAAUGAGGUGCUGAGCAAAGCGGGCCAGAACGCUUCCAUCGUCAGUCUGAAAAGUGAAAAGAAGAGAAAACUAGAAACAGUCAGAGGACCCAAGCAACAGAAGAAGUUUAAGAAGACUAAAGAUACAAAGCAGAAGUGGAAGAAAUGACUUUGAAGCCAAUCAGUGAACUUGAAUUAAUGAUUGACGGGUCUGUACUGAAGAAGUACUAUUCUCCUUUCAAAGCAAAGGCUUUCCUUUAGAGUGGAGGGAGAGGGGAGGGUAAAAAAGCCUUAGAGAGGUUUUAAAAAGCAGUUUAUAUUAAGGGAAGUGCAGUAACACUGCCAGGAGACAGUCUAUAGAGAUUUUUGUAAGUGUGACUGCAGAGCUUGCAACACACUGGGAUGUUAUAAGGGUGCUUUCGCAGCUACAACGUUUCCAUUCAGUCAAAGGAGAUCAAUCUGUAAACUUUCCUGCAUCUUGCUGGUUGGUAUCUUUAUUAAAAAAAGAAUUUUGACAACAAA